AUGCUCCAACCCAAUUCUGGUAGUGCGUCUUCUAUUGGCAAUUUGGAAACUUGUCAGGCACGCGCACCACAAUCAUCCGAUCAACAACAGCAACAACAAUCAUCAUCCACUUACUCAUCACAAGUAAUGUCAUUACCAAUGGAAAUUUCUCCUCCUCUAGUUUCUCAUCUCGAGUUCAAUAACACGGAUCCAGUCUAUUCCAUUCGAGAUGAUCGAAUUCCAUUGAUAUACUGUUCCGAUAAAUUUGUGUUGAAUGAUUUGGCACGAAUGAUGAAAAGUAUUUCACCACAACGACGAAUAAUCAGUGCCUGUUCUCGUAACUGUACAACCAAUAAUUAUGUCAUUACUGAUGAUUUUAAAUGCUAUUCUCAUAAUGUCAAAAAAGAUGAUUUACAUGUAUCGGAACAGCAACCUGCAACGAGUAGCAGUCCUAAUGCCAGUCCUAGGACUAAUUUGGUAAAAUCAUCAUCCAAUAUCUUUGAUGUUGCCUCCAACGUUGGAAAUGCAUUCAAUUUACGAGUCUAUCAAGCUGCUGCAGGUUACAAUCAUACAGCCUUAUUGGUCGAUCGAUUAUAUGAACAAAAUCCUAUUGACUCUGAACACAAAGUCAUUCAUUCAGCAAGUUAUCCCAGUGCAACGAAAUAUCAUUCACUCCCGAAUGGAGAAACUGUGGUCGUACCUGAACUGUGUAGUAUGGUGUGUCUGUUUUCUUCGGUUUCUAAUUUUACCGAAUCCCUCAUUGUGGGUGGCUCACAUGCUGUCAAUAUUCAUACAGGGAAAAUGAUUCAUUCCGCACACGAUGCACACAAUAUUGGUUUGAAUCGAGAUUUGAUUUGGCUUACUUCGUUGGAGCAGGCACUGGAGGAGAAUGAAUAUGUAACGUUUUUAAGCUCGGCUGCUUUUACCAUUGUUGCUGUUACCAACAGAGGACACUUACUGGGAAUUGGAUGUAAUGAUUUUGGGGAUAUUGGUCUACCGAAAAGUGUCAAACAACAACGAACCUUUAAGAGAAUACCAUCACCUUCCAAUGAAUUUUUUGUAAAAACAUGUUGUGGAGAUCACAAUAUUGCAGCUCUCACCAAAGAUGGUAAACUCUAUGUCACAGGUUGUAAUUUUUCAAAUGAACUUGGCGUCUCUGCAAGUUGUAGUUAUGGCUUGACGCAUUGCAAAAAUGUGGACACUCCAUCCGAUCCCAUUGUCGACAUUGCAUGUGAAUAUUACAAAAUUUACAUUUUAAAGAAGAGUAACACACUAUGGACCAUUCAAGACGGUAAAGUAGUCCCCAUUGCUUUUUCAAAGCGAUUCCUUUCCUCCUUUCCCCAUCCUCCCACGAUCAACAUUGAGUGUUUAAGUGCUACAGCUUCCUCCAUUCAGAUCAUUGCUCAUGUGACCUCAGGUCCUCAUUCCUACCGAUUUCUAAUGUCCAAUUCUCUCGAUAGAGAUUUAAUUAUCAAUGCCAUUUCUGACAUCUCAUCUAUAUAUCACUCCUCUAACGAAUAUGCCAACAACAGUCAUUCUCAACAAUAUCAACUUUGCUCGACUGCUUACACUGGCUUCUUCUUUUGGAAGCCAAGAUAUCAUGCCAAGUCAGAGGAGUUAUUUAAGAAGCAAUUACUUGCUCAAACAUGUUCACCAAAUUCUCGAUAUUUAUGUAACGUUGCUGUGAUGUGCAAAGAGUGGUAA
Messenger RNA from Naegleria lovaniensis, 1683 nucleotides. RefSeq lists its product as uncharacterized. Lineage: Eukaryota; Heterolobosea; Eutetramitea; Acrasida; Naegleriidae. The coding region runs from base 1 to 1683 and encodes 560 amino acids. The transcript has 2 exons. The record is from RefSeq and is a predicted model, not a curated record.